Asparagus officinalis (garden asparagus) is the source of this 961-nucleotide messenger RNA. Its product is annotated as flavonoid 3',5'-methyltransferase-like. NCBI's taxonomy places the organism in Eukaryota, Viridiplantae, Streptophyta, Magnoliopsida, Asparagales, Asparagaceae. The coding region runs from base 41 to 775 and encodes 244 amino acids. The transcript is spliced from 5 exons. Gene Ontology annotation, molecular function: O-methyltransferase activity; S-adenosylmethionine-dependent methyltransferase activity. The record is from RefSeq and is a predicted model, not a curated record.
GACGAUCAUCAAUUCAGCGUACUGAUUCCACCUUCAAUUAAUGGAUCAACCUCAACCCCCAAGCGAACUUUCAUCCGUACAAAAGAACCUCCUCCAAAGUGAUGCCCUUCAUGAGUACAUACUGAAGACGAGUGUGUACCCACGAGAGCACGAAUUACUCAAGGGAUUGAGAGAGGAGACUAAUAAAAAACACCCAUGGAGUUUGAUGGGUGCACCCCCUGAAGAAGGUCUACUUCUUUCUAUGCUACUAAAGUUCAUGAAUGCAAAGAAAACAAUAGAGAUUGGGGUUUUCACAGGGUAUUCCCUCCUCACUACUGCUUUGGCUUUGCCAAAGGAUGGAAAGAUAACUGCUAUUGAUCCUGAUAGAAAAGCCUACGAGAUGGGUUUACCAUUUAUUCAAAAAGCAGGAGUUGAACACAAGAUCGAAUACAUAGAAUCAAAAGCUCUUCCUGUUCUUGAUAAAAUGCUUGAUGAGGUGAAAGAAGAAGAACUCUACGACUUUGCAUUUGUCGACGCCGACAAGCCAAACUACGCCGAGUACCACGAGCGACUACUGAAGCUCGUCAGGGUCGGAGGGGCGAUCGCCUACGACAACACGCUCUGGAUGGGGACCGUGGCGGCGUCGGAGGAGGAGAGCGAGUCCCUCCACCCGAUGCUGAAGCUCUACAGGGGCCCACUGGUCGAGCUGAACAAAUCCUUGGCUGCAGAUCCUCGCAUCGAGAUUUCGCAGGUCCCGAUCGGCGAUGGGGUCACCAUCUGCAGGCGCCUGUAUUGAUCCCUGAUGCUGGUCUUCGUCCAACAAUUAGGAGCUAUAUAUAUACAGCUUCAUGCUUGGGAUUGUACUUGUUAAUCCUCUAAAGAAAAAUUGAAUAAACACUGAACUGUUCAUCGGUCUAAGGACUCGUUUGGUAUGAGGUUAAGGAAAAAUGCGUCGACUGCGGGCAGCCGAAGAAGUUGUCAA